[Candida] anglica is the source of this 981-nucleotide messenger RNA. Lineage: Eukaryota; Fungi; Ascomycota; Pichiomycetes; Serinales; Debaryomycetaceae. The record is from the annotation of a GenBank genome assembly.
AUGGAACAUCUGUAUGCUUAUACCAAAGCGUUUAUAGAUCGUGAAACCAAAGUAUUGGAAACUGAAAUUAAAGUUGAUGAAUCUUUUAAAUCAAUUCUUGCAAAUCAAUCAACUCGAUUGAAGGGUAAAACGGUUAAACCGAUCAAUUCAAGACAAUUGAAAUUGGCAUUGGAUAAAGUUAAUGCUUUAACCAAGAAGCAUGUGAAAGAGUAUUACAGUCAACAAGUUAUAGACCAAAUUGCUCAACAAGUGGUUAAGAAUGAACAUAAAAAAAUGCUUAUUAUAAAUGACAAUCUAUCAAAGAUAAAUCUUAUUUUAGUACCAAUAAUCAUUCCAGAAGUUAAUAGAAACAAAAAGACAUUCGUUGAGUUUAGUGAAAUUAUUCGGGAACUCCCAGAAUCAAAAUAUUUGAUGCCAUAUAUCGAUCGUGAAGAAAUAAGUAGUGAUGAAGAAGAUGAAGAGUUACACAAUGAAGAACAAGAACAACAACAAGAAGAAGAUAAUGAACAAGAGAAUACAUUGGUCCAGGAUAAUCAAGAGAUUGUAACAUCUGAAGAUAAAUAUACUAUUAAGGAACAACUCAAGGCCAGGAAACAAUUGAAAGCAACCAUUAGAAAUAUGAUAAAAAAUAAGGAUUAUAACAAAUUGUUAAAGACAUAUGAAUCAUUAAGACUUAAAUUGAUUGAAUUGGACCAAGAAUUGAAUUAUAAAAUGGAUAAAUUGGAGUACCUUCUGAGAUUAAAGGGAGAUCUUCUGAAUACUUUCAAUUCUUCUUCAGAGUAUCCCUAUGGAGUAGAUGGAAAUGAUACUGAUCCAGAAAUAAAGGAUAGUGAUGAAGAGGAAGAAGUAAAUUUUGAAGGUGUACAAGAUAAUCUUAUCACUGCUGCAGGCAGUAGUGAAAGAAAUCUAUUUGCUGAACUUAAUCGGUUUAGAAUACUUGUUGAAAAACUUCAGUACAAAGUAUCGAUGCCAGACCAAUAA